This is a messenger RNA of Dicentrarchus labrax (European seabass), 5186 nucleotides long. It is a transcript of the gene nek1, whose product is annotated as NIMA-related kinase 1. Gene Ontology annotation, molecular function: ATP binding; protein kinase activity. Lineage: Eukaryota; Metazoa; Chordata; Actinopteri; Moronidae. Bases 93 to 4355 code for a protein of 1420 amino acids. The transcript has 36 exons. Gene Ontology annotation, biological process: protein phosphorylation. The record is from RefSeq and is a predicted model, not a curated record.
AGCGCGAGGGCGGUAGCAAGUACCAGAGCCUCUGUGAGACAGCAGCGAAAAACACUAAUGACCCAGCAUGAGGAGCCAGUCAUUCCACUAACAUGGACAAGUACGAAAAGGUGAAGAAAAUUGGGGAAGGUUCAUUUGGAAAGGCCGUCCUUGUCAAAUCCAAAGAGGAUGGACACCAAUAUGUCAUCAAGGAGAUUGGCAUAUCUGGAAUGUCGAGUAAAGAGAGGCAGGAAUCUCGAAAAGAGGUUGCCGUUCUUGCCAACAUGAGUCAUCCCAACAUUGUCCAGUAUAAGGAGUCUUUUGAAGAGGGGGGCUGCUUGUAUAUUGUGAUGGACUACUGUGAGGGAGGAGACCUCUUCAAGAAGAUCAACUCACAGAAAGGAGUACUGUUCUCAGAAGAGCAAAUCUUGGAUUGGUUCGUGCAGAUUUGCCUGGCCCUGAAACAUGUACAUGAUCGAAAAAUCCUCCACAGGGACAUUAAAUCACAGAACAUUUUUUUGACAAAAGAUGGGACUGUACAGCUUGGGGACUUUGGAAUUGCAAGGGUGCUGAACAGCACUGUAGAAUUGGCAAGAACAUGUAUAGGAACGCCAUAUUACCUAUCACCAGAGAUUUGCGAAAACAAACCGUACAACAACAAAAGUGAUAUUUGGGCCCUAGGGUGUGUCCUAUAUGAAAUGUGCACUCUUAAGCAUGCAUUUGAGGCUGGCAACAUGAAAAACCUAGUUCUGAAGAUCAUCCGUGGCUCGUACCCUCCCGUGUCUGUUCACUACUCCCAAGAACUACGCUCUCUCUUGGCGCAGCUUUUUAAACGCAACCCUCGAGAGAGGCCCUCAGUCAGCAGCAUACUAGACAAACCUUUCCUGACCUGUAGGAUAGAGAGGUUCCUCACACCACAGAUCAUUGCUCAGGAAUUCCACCAUACUUUUCUUCACAAGCAGCCUAAAGUUGGUGUGGUGCAGGGGCCACCAGCUAAGCGUUCUGCCCCUGGCUCCAUACCACUUGUUCCAGCUCAGAAGAUUACCAAACCAGCCAGCAAAUAUGGAGUGCCUUUAACUGUGAGGAAGGUGUCAGAUGCAGCCAAAAAGCCUGCAGAGAGGAAACCAGCAGUAAAGCAUAAGCCGGCCCCUCUCCCAGCAGCCCCCCAGAGAAGAGUGAGUCAAGUGGAGCAAGAGAGGAAAAAACACGAGGAUGGCAUCAGAAAGAAAAGAAUGGAGCUGAUUGAGAAAGAAAGGAAACAAAGAGAGCAGAUAUUCCUGUUGAAAGCGGACCAAAUGAAGAGAUAUGAAAAGGAAAAGAUCAAUCGCAUAAACCAAGCCAGAGAACAAGGCUGGAAACAUGUCUUGAGUUCUAGUGGAGGUAGCAGCCCAGAGAGGAAGUGUUAUGUAGGUGGUAGAAAGAGGGUUGUCCCGACCUCUGUUCAGGGACCUACUCCAGCCCCUGUCCCAAGUAAAAGCUCAUAUGAACACUACCAUGCUGCUCUGGACCAAAUGGCUAAACCACAGCCCAAACUCAUCAGCAGGGAGGGAUCCUCAGCAGGACCAGGCAGUCCCAUUCGAAAUGUACCGGCUGCUGCCGGCCCAGUGCUGCCCAACGGCCCUGCCCGACUCCUAAACCAUGAUGCAAUCAGGAGAGAACUACAGAGGCUGCAGCACGUUUCUAAACAAGCUCAUUUUAGUAGGCAGUGUGGUCAGAUGGGUCCUGGACGUGCCUAUCAGGUCGAGGAGUUUUUACAGCGGAAGAGAGAAGCUAUGAUCAAUAAAGUUCGUGCUGAAGGACAGCUGGGUACUCGGCAGAACCUGGCUGCAAUCUAUGGAAGCCGGGCUGGUUCGAUUCGGUGCAGGAGGCCCAAAGCCAACAAAGAGGAGGAGGAGUACUUGUCAAGACUGAGGCAGAUCCGCCUGCAGAACUUCAAUGAACGUCAGCAGAUCAAAGCGCGACUCAGAGGAGAGAAGUAUGACAGUGAUGGUUCUGACAGCCAGGAGUCCAGUGAGGAGGCAGAGCUCAGGAGAAAGAAGAUUGAGGCUUUAAAAGCCCAAGCAAAUGCUCGUGCUGCUGUGCUGAAAGAGCAGCUAGAGAAAAAGAGGAAAGAAGCACACGAGAGAGAAAAGAGAGCUUGGGAGGACCAUCUUGCAGCUCGGGGGGUGAAGGUUGGCAUGGCAGCAGGUAACGUAGCAGUGGCAGCAGCAGUAGCAGUAUCAUCUACCUCUGACAGUCCUAUUCCACAGCCCAGUCCUUCUCAGCCAGACUCAGCUGCCAAAGCUCCAGCCCUGCCUGUAUCUCAACCCUCCGGCCCAGCCAUAUCCAUGACUGCUGCCCUGAAGAAUGUUGGAGCAAUUACUCCACUAAAAGAAAGCUUGCCUGAGCCAGAGACUGCCACGGUCAUCCAGAGUGAGAAAAAGCAGAUUCUGCGCAGACUUAACCAGAACCUAAAAGCCCAGAGUCCUGUGGAGGAGACUGAGGAGUCACCUGCAGCCCCAACAGAACCAAGUCCUGCUCCCCAACAGAGCCAGUCUGACACAGAGAAACGUCCCUCUUCAAAUGGAGACCGCAAGAAGUGGGAUGCAGCUGAACUGCCUGUACUUCCUGUUGCUCAGCGAACCUUAGAGGAAACCUGUGCCACAUCAACCGCCACCCCUGUAUCUCCAGAAGAUAGACCAUCUUCUGGUGGAGACAGGAAGAAGUGGGAGGCAGGAGUUCCACUUGUUCUCCCUGUAGCCCAACAAACUCUAGAGCAGACAUGCAUUACAACCAUUGAGCAAACAGCGGGUGAAGUUAUACAGAUGGGCGGGCUACAUGAAGAAGCCCCUAGGAAGGUGUGGGGAGUGAGUCCAGACUCUCAGGUGCUGAGAGUGCUUCAGGAGGCAGAGCUUCAGCCUCUCACCCAGCAGCUGGAGAAUGUCACCAUCUGUGAGGAAGACCUCUAUAGCCCUGAUAAGCCUAACCGGACAGCAACAGCUGAGAGUGCGAAGACACCUAAAGAAGUGUUGCCCUCUCAGCCAAUGCCGUCUGCUGUAGUUAAGAGCCCAGAUGUUCAGAAGGAGAGUGCACACAUCACAAAGGCCCCACAACUGGAAAUGUCUGUGGUCGGUGCAGUAGGAAGAGUGAUAGUGCCACCCAACCUUACUGAGACUCAGGAUCCAGCAGACGUGGAGUCAUUGGUUUUGGACGAGACACCUAAACAGGCCUCACGUCCCCCAGCUGGUGUGCAGCAGGCAUGGGAACAGGAAGCCCAACAGCCAAUGCCACCAGAGGGUAUCACAAGACCGGCAGUCACUAAGGAAGUUGAGAAGAGUGCAGAGAAACCAACAGAAUCCUCCGGUUCAGCACAGUGCGAGGAGCCCUUGUUUACGAAGUUGUGUUCCCCAGCCCACCGACGCACUGCUGCCCUUGCAGUCCUCUCAGCCCAGUCCUCCAUGGAUGAAUCAUCCUCCUCUCUGGCCUCUCGCUCACGCUCUGUCUCACCUCUACGCUCCAAACACCAUGACGCCCUCCUCAUUGGUCUCUCUACGGGCAUGUUUGAUGCCAACAACCCCAAGAUGCUGCGGACAUGCUCUCUGCCAGACCUCAGUCGGGUCUUCAGCCCUCAGCAGGAAUCUGCAGUGACUAAUGCUAAUGCUGCCCCAGACAGCAAACUGGAAAUCGAGGACCUGGAUGAGGCAGCUAAAGAUGAUGACCAGUCAGAAACUGAAGAUGCAUAUGAGGAUGAAGACCUGCGGGACAUCCGGGCCUCCAUGGAGAGACUGCUGCAGGAAGAAGUUGGUGCAGGAGACUUCAACGGAAACCCUCCAGAGGGCGAAGACCAAGAGCUUUUCAACAGGAUAGCGGCUGAGAUUGAUCAAGACAACAAUCAGAUGGCUGUAGAUGAUGAUGAUGAUGAUGAUGAUGAUGAUGAUGAAGAAGAGGAGGAGGAGGAGGAGGAAGAAGAAUGUGAGGAGGAGGAUGAGGAGGACGAGGAUGAGGAAUGCUCUAAUGGCAGUCCUGGUGAUGAAGAAGCAGGGGAGCUGCUUACCAACGGUGUGGGAGAGGAGAACCACAGUAAUAACAGCCAGCUCAAUGAAGAGUGGCACUCAGAUGGCAGUGGGGAGGACCAGGGCGUAGAGGCUGCGCAUCAUGACAGCAUAUUCAGUCGUCUGGAAGAACUUCGCUUCGACCUGGAACAGCAGAUGGGCUUUGAGAAGUUCAUUGAGGCCUACAAUAAGAUUAAGGCUAUACAUGAAGAUGAAGAUGAGAAUAUUGACCUGGGCUCCAGUUUGGUGUUGAGCAUUUUGGGAACUGAGCACCAGCAUCUGUAUCCCAACAUCCUUCAUCUAGUGAUGGCAGAUGGAGCAUACCAAGAAGAUAAUGAUGAAUAAUGUUUUGUGCAAUGGAGCUGCUGGCAGCUAUGACAAUCUGCUAGCUUUCUGAUGUCUUCCCAUCACGCACAUCGUUGGCAGAAGGAUCUAUGCAUGAGGUGUCGCAGCCACGCAUCUAACAGUGUUUCAGGCACACUUGCAUGAUGAAUACCUAGUACACUCGAGACUGUUUUUCAUACUUUUGACUAUCAGCACCUGAUACUAUCUUCUCACCAGUGUUCAUUCAAAAGUGCAUUAUGAAGUACAUGUUCUUAUUAACCAAAGUUAACGUCAAGGUUCUGUCAAAUGUUCAUGAAAGUCUGUGUCUGUAAAUGAAACACAUGUAUGGUCACGUUGAUUAAUGGCAUAAACCCUGUUGUGUUUCAGUUUGUGGUUGGUUCAGUUAGAACUGCAGUGGCAUUUUAUUUCGGUGGGCAAAGAUCUGGUCCUCUCAGGUGCUCUCUUUCUAAUUGUCACAUACUCAACCAUAGCUUCAAAACACAAACCAGGUCACCAUCAACACAAAUGUACCAAGAUUUACUCAGAACCAGUUCAACCUCCUUUUCUUACAACUCUUUUCUCCAAACAAGAAGUUAAAUAUGAUCUAAUACAUUUUCCACAUUUCUUACUGUUUCAGUUAACCCAGAUUAAAAGAUUUCUUUGAGACUGCUGCUGUAUGAUGCCAAGUCCUGUAGCAAGGUUGUGGCAUGAGAGUGGUGGGCCGGGUCAGAUUGUUGUUCAGUGCGGAGAGCUGAUGAUGUGAGCAAUGGUACGGAUGUUAACAAUAAUUCAUAUUUGAUUAUAAAUUAAAUAUUGUAAAUCUUUAUAUAAAAUAAACACUUUUUUAAAGAA